GUGCCAAAGUUGAUCCUGCUUAUAUAUGCGGUGUCGUCUUUGUCGUCUUGUCGCCUUCGAGUGCGAAUUGAAAAAUGUCAUUGAAAAUUCAAAACUUAGCGACACAGUUCUUGACUAGUUAACUAUAAUACUAAGUCAUAUUCACUCACCAUUACAAUGGAAAAGUUUUCAUCAUGGAGAGAUAAAGCAACAGGAGUUUCACCAUUCAUACCUGUACAAUUCCCACUUGCUCAAGAACAUAAUAUAAUUCAAAAAGUUGGAUCUAUUAUCUUUAAAUCUAUUUCAUUUAUUAUAAAACUUCCAUUCUUUGUUAUACUUGGACUUUUAUAUUAUUUAACUUCAAUUAAAUUUACAUUAGAAGUAAUAAUAUUAUCAUUAUUUGGUUUUAAUGAUACUAAUAUAUCUGUAGAUGGAGUUAAACGAUCUAAUACUGAAGAAAUUGAGAAUUAUAAACCAAUUGUAGGUGAUAUAAUUAUUACUAAUUAUUUAACUCCUAUUGAUGGAUUAAUUUAUCAUUUAAUUUCAAAUGUUAAUAGUUGGAAGAGUAUUAAGAUCUUUAUUCCAGAUUUCAAUACUAAAAAGGUAUAUCAAUAUUCCGUAUGGACUUUAAUUGGAUUUACAUUCACUUCAAUUCAUAAUGAAUCAGCUAUUGUCAAAGAUUUUUCUUCAUUAGACUUGUCAAAUUCGGUAAAUUUCUUCUUAUUAGAAGGGGCAACUUCAAAUAAUAAAGCCCUUUUACCAUUCAUUAAUAUCCCGGAAGUUUCAUCAUUAUUAAAGAAAUCAAAAGUUAAAUCAGUAGUUAUAAAACUUCAACCAGCUUCAUAUACAUUACCUAUUCCAGGAAUUUACUCGAAAUUUUAUUAUCUUUUUGAAUUACUCUCCAAUUUAUCAAGAUCAGGAAAUAUUAAGGUUAAGAUAUAUAAAUUUGAUACUUUUGAUGAAGGUAAAAUUAGAGCAUCAUUCCAAUUAAAUAAUCUUCCUUUAAUCAGUAAUAAUUUGAACGUCGAAGAAAAGAAGAAAUUCAUUGAUUACUAUUUGAAUUACAACUUAGUUUCAGGUAAUAACAAUAAUAAGAAGAAACUGUCUUAGAUAAUUUCGUAUAAUUGUAUAGACUGCGAAAAAUUACAAUGCAGAUGUUAUGGUAGCGCCAUUACGCAGAAUAGAAGUUUAUAUAAAUCGUAAUGUAGAAUUUAGAAUGUUCUGCUUAACAUACUAUUAAUAAAUAUGAGUGUAUAUUAGAAAUAUAAUAAUAAUUGUAUAAA
Messenger RNA from Scheffersomyces amazonensis, 1262 nucleotides. Its product is annotated as lysophosphatidic acid acyltransferase. Lineage: Eukaryota; Fungi; Ascomycota; Pichiomycetes; Serinales; Debaryomycetaceae. Bases 157 to 1089 code for a protein of 310 amino acids. The transcript has a single exon. The record is from RefSeq and is a predicted model, not a curated record.